This is a messenger RNA of Cajanus cajan (pigeon pea), 3555 nucleotides long. RefSeq names its product Leucine-rich receptor-like protein kinase family protein. Gene Ontology annotation, biological process: protein phosphorylation. Lineage: Eukaryota; Viridiplantae; Streptophyta; Magnoliopsida; Fabales; Fabaceae. Gene Ontology annotation, molecular function: ATP binding; protein binding; protein kinase activity. The record is from RefSeq and is a predicted model, not a curated record.
ACCCCUCUCUCUCACGUCCAACCCAUCCUCUUCAAAUAGUAUUUCCAAGAAUUAACAUAUCAUCCCUCUCUCCCUUCCUUUGCUUUCAAUCCAGUUCUUCUCUAUACUCAAUUCAUUUUGACCCCGUGCAUCAUCGUCAGCACAAAACUAAGUACUCCUCUCCAAUUAUGAUAGUUAGCUUGGGAUCCGAGGAGUUAAAUCCAAGGCAGCAGAUAGAAGACUGAAUUGCUUCAAAAAAAAAAAAAAAAAACUCAUCUGGAAGCUGUAGACAUGGCCAAAGGAUCUUCAAAGUUUUCAAAGAAAAAAUCCAUGACAUUUAUAUGCCUCUUCAUGUUCAUGCUCAACUUCCACUUAUCCCACGGAGAGCAAGAGGUUGAGCUUCUGUUAUCCUUCAAAGCUUCACUCCACGACCCUCUUCAUUUUCUCUCCAACUGGGACACUUCCUCUGCCACCAUCUGCAAGUGGCAUGGCAUAACCUGCGACAACAACGUUAACUCUUCCCAUGUUAACGCUGUUGUGAUCUCAGGAAAAAACAUAACCGGCGAGGUUUCCUCCUCCAUUUUUCAACUCCCGUACGUUACAAACCUCGACCUUUCCAAUAAUCAGUUUGUUGGUGAAAUCACUUUUACCUACUCUCUCAAUUCUGUGUCUCCACUCCGUUACCUUAACCUCAGCAACAACAACCUCACGGGUUCUUUGCCUCGACCCUUGUUUUCCGUGCUUUUCUCAAACCUCGAAACUCUUGAUCUCUCGAACAACAUGUUUUCGGGGAACAUACCUGACCAAAUUGGAUUGCUUUCAAGCCUAAAGUAUCUUGAUCUCGGAGGAAACGUUUUGGUGGGAAAGAUUCCCAGUUCCAUCACCAACAUGACAACUUUAGAGUACCUCACGUUGGCUUCAAACCAGUUAGUGGAUAAGAUACCUGAAGAUAUCGGCGUAAUGAAGAGGUUGAAGUGGAUUUACUUGGGAUACAACAAUCUUUCAGGUGAGAUACCAAGUAGCAUUGGUGAGUUAUUAUCUUUGAACCACCUCGAUCUUGUUUACAACAAUCUCACUGGACCUAUUCCUCAGUCUCUUGGACACCUCAUCCAGCUUCAAUAUCUCUUUCUCUACCAAAACAAACUAAGUGGUCCAAUUCCCGGAGCCAUUUUCAAUCUGAAAAAGCUCAUUUCACUUGAUCUAAGUGAUAACGGUCUUUCUGGUGAGAUUUCUGAGCGCGUGGUUCAGCUCCAGAGACUGGAGAUUCUCCAUCUUUUCUCAAACAAGUUCACUGGGAAGAUUCCAAAGGCUAUUGCAUCUUUGCCUCGGCUUCAGGUUCUUCAGCUAUGGUCAAACGCAUUUACAGGUGAGAUUCCUGAGGAGCUAGGGAAGCAUAGCAACCUCACUGUUUUGGACCUCUCCACCAACAACCUCACAGGGAGGAUUCCAGAUAACAUAUGCGACUCAGGUAGUCUUUUCAAGCUUAUCCUCUUCUCAAACUCUUUCGAAGGAGAAAUCCCGAAGAGCUUAACCUCUUGCAGAAGCCUUCGCCGCGUGAGACUCCAAAACAACAAGCUCUCCGGAAAACUACCUCCGGAGUUGACCACACUGCCUCAGGUUUACUUCUUGGAAAUCUCUGGCAACCAACUUUCCGGAAGGAUCGAUGACAGAAAAUGGAACAUGCCGUCGCUUCAAAUGCUUAGUUUGGCUAACAACAACUUCUCAGGAGAAAUCCCAAACUCAUUCGGGACUCAGAAGCUAGAGGACUUGGACUUAUCACACAAUCGAUUCUCAGGUUCUAUUCCUGUUGGUUUUGAAACGUUAUCAGAGUUGGUAGAAUUGAAGCUCAGCUAUAACAACCUCUUCGGUGAAAUCCCUGAAGAACUAUGCGCGUGCAAGAAGCUUGUGGCCUUAGACUUGAGUCACAACCACCUCAGUGGCGAAAUUCCGGUGAAACUCUCCGACAUGCCGGUUCUGGGCCUCUUAGACCUGGCGGAAAACCAAUUCUCCGGCGACAUUCCGCAGAAUUUGGGAAGCAUGGAGUCUCUUGUUCAGGUAAACAUAUCACACAACCAUUUUCAUGGAAGCUUACCUUCCACCGGGGCUUUCCUCGCCAUUAACACGAGUGCAGUCGCCGGCAACAGCCUCUGCGACCGUGACGGCGACGCUUCAAGUGGUUUGCCACCGUGCAAAAGCAACAACCAGAACCCCACUUGGCUUUUCAUCAUGCUGUGCUUUCUACUAGCCUUGGUUGCGUUCGCGGCGGCUUCUUUUGUCGUGUUUGUCGUUCGUAGGAGGAAGAGCUUCUCCGAGGAGCGAAGAGUGGAGAACGAAGACGGAACAUGGGAAGUGCAGUUUUUUGACUCCAAGGCCGCGAGGUUGAUGAGCAUCGAGGAUGUUUUGUCGGCGGUUAAAGAAGGAAAAGUGGUUUCCAAAGGAAGAAACUGGGUUUCGUACGAAGGGAAGUGCAUGGAGGAUGACAUGCAGUUCGUGGUGAAGGAAAUUAGUGACUUGAAUUCGGUUCCGAUGAGUAUGUGGGAAGAGACAGUGAAAGUUGGGAAGCUUCGACACCCGAAUAUAGUGAAGCUUAUUGGGACGUGUAGGUGCGGGAAGAGAGGGUACUUGGUGUACGAGCACGAAGAGGGGAAUAAGUUAAGCCAAAUUUUCAACAGUUUGAGUUGGCAACGGCGCCGCGAAGUUGCUAUUGGCGUUGCAAAAGCGCUUAAGUUCUUGCAUUCUCACGCUUCGUCCAUGCUUUUCAUUGGAGAGGUGUCACCGGAGAUAGUUUGGGUCGACAAUAAAGGCGUCCCUCGCGUUAAACUCACCCCUCCCGCGGUGCCAUGUUUGGAUGUCAAGGGUUUCGUUUCUUCGCCCUACGUUGCUCAAGAGGGAAGAGAUGCGACGGAGAAGAGUGAGAUAUAUGGGUUGGGAGUGAUGGUGAUUGAAUUAUUGACGGGAAGAAGCGCCAUGGACAUGGUCGACAUAGAAGCUGGAAAUGGAAAUGGCAUGCACAAGAGCAUUGUGGAGUGGGCCCGCUAUUGCUACUCUGAGUGUCAUGUUGACACGUGGAUAGAUCCUGUGAUGAAAGGUGGAGAUGCAUUGACCUAUCAGAACGACAUCGUUGAGACAAUGAAUCUGGCGCUGCACUGUACCGCAACUGAUCCCACCGCAAGGCCACGCGCAAGAGACGUACUCAAAGCCCUAGAGACUGUUCACACCAACACAAACACUUUUUGUUGAGUUUCAACCUCAACUCUCUCAUUUCAUCAGCAUUCUCUGACCUUUGUUAUAGAUUUUCUCUUCUCUUCUCUUGUUCUUUUUUAUUUUUUAUUUUUAUUUGAGUUUUCAGUUUUGCUUUUUUUUAUUUUAUUAUAUAUAUAUAUAUAUAUAUUUAAUCCUUAAUUUGUUAAAAGUUUUUAGUUUAGCAUAAGUAAGUUGUUAAUGAAGGGAUUGCUAGGGAAAUGUUUGCUUUUGAUAUAUUUUAUGUAAGGUGCAUGCUUGACAUACCGCUGAUGAGUGUAAAAGUAAAUGUAAAUAAAUUGAAUGUGAUAAAUAAAUUAAGUAUAUGAAAUCAAU